AACCAAACUACGUCAAAUCACCGGCCCCAUUCUACUAUCGACCAAAGCUAUCCCGAUAACGAAUAUUCCGACCAUAAAACCACCGCUUACUCUCCCGAAUUAAUCAAUACAACAUGGCCGACAUUGACAUGACCGAUGCGCCCAGCGCCUCUACGGUUGCCAAGAAGGGGCGCAAAGGCGGCGACGCCGACAGUAAGAACGAAGAGAAGAAACGUUUUGAGGUCAAGAAGUGGAAUGCCGUUGCUCUAUGGGCAUGGGAUAUCGUCGUCGACAACUGUGCUAUCUGCCGCAACCACAUCAUGGACCUAUGCAUCGAAUGCCAGGCGAAUCAAGCUUCCGCUGCUAGCGAGGAAUGCACUGUUGCUUGGGGCAUCUGCAACCAUGCGUUCCACUUCCACUGCAUCUCGCGAUGGCUCAAGGCACGCCAAGUAUGUCCGCUAGACAACCGAGACUGGGAGUUCCAGAAAUACGGUCGUUAGGAGGGGAAUAUUUACAUAGGCAACAUCGCGAAGGCAAAUUCGACCUCGAUCAUCAUGCCAUCCUAGUGCUGGAUGCAUUUGCCCGGAAUGAGACAAGGACAAUUCACAUCACAUACUUUGGCCACAUUUAUGGUGGUAGC
Messenger RNA from Annulohypoxylon truncatum, 619 nucleotides. RefSeq names its product RING/U-box. Bases 114 to 479 code for a protein of 121 amino acids. Gene Ontology annotation, biological process: ubiquitin-dependent protein catabolic process; protein ubiquitination. The record is from RefSeq and is a predicted model, not a curated record. Gene Ontology annotation, molecular function: zinc ion binding; cullin family protein binding; ubiquitin protein ligase activity. NCBI's taxonomy places the organism in Eukaryota, Fungi, Ascomycota, Sordariomycetes, Xylariales, Hypoxylaceae. The transcript is spliced from 3 exons. Gene Ontology annotation, cellular component: nucleus; cullin-RING ubiquitin ligase complex.